AUGACGACCCCAACUUCUUCCUCCUCCUCCUCCUCCUCCUCCUCCACCUUCAUCGACUGCUACGCAACCCUCAACAUCCACCCGCACGCCGACCUCAAAGAGAUCAACAGCGCCUACAAGCGGCUCGCGCUGAGGUAUCACCCGGACAAGACCGAGGGAAGUGACGCGGAGACGUUCCAGAAGAUCCUCUACGCCGUCGAAACCCUCCGCGACCCCAACCACCGCGUCGCCCACGAUGCCGCCCUCGACGAACACCGUUGCCGCAAUCUGAAGUACAACCUCCAUACCACCGCAGACGCCGGGGCCUUCUUCCGCCGCAGCUACCACCGCCACCACCACCACCACCACCAGCAUCGUGCCGACGACUCAUACAGCCAGAGCCGGUACGAGGCUUCCUAUCGCCACAGCGUGCAUAUGGAUCCUACGGCGCCGGAGUCCAUUGAAAUCAUGGAGCAGAUGCGUCGGGACCGGGAGUACAGUGAGCAGCUGGAGCGGGAGCGGGAGCAGGAGGCUCGGGAGGCGGAGGCUCGGGAGGCGGAGGAGGCUGCUGCUGCGGCUGCUGCGGCUGCUGCGGAGUUAUUUCAGGAGGGGGGAGAUGGGGAAGGGGUGGGAUAUGACCGGGACCGGGCCCGUGUGGUGGAUGAUGAGUUGAGUUCUUGGUCUUCUUCGUCGGAGGAGCCGAUGGGGUAUUAUGAUGAGAGUGGGUUUGUGGUGACGAGGAAGAAGGAUAAGAAGAGGAAGAAGCAGGUAAAGGGGAAGGGGAAGGGGGUGGAGGAGGGAGAGAUGACUGAGGAAGAACACGAAAAGGAGGAGACUUGGAUUGGGUAUUCGGAUAAGACGGCUUAUUGGUCGGAGGAGAAGCAGGCUAAGGAUCUGGCUCAGGAGGAGAGGCACGCCAAGUUGAUAGCUAGUCUGUUGGAUCCGGAUGCGAGCUGGAGGUCUAUGAAGUAUUCUUGGGGGCGGCAACAGGAGGAGGAAGUUGAGGAUGCGAACAAGGAGAAGUCUGAAAGGGAUUUCAAGGAGGAAUAUGAUGAGGAGGGAGAGGAUGAGGAGGACGACGACGACGACGACGACGACGAAGAGGAAAGGGAAGACGAGAAAGACAGCGAGGAGGAGCAGUCUGACGAAGAAGGCAGUGCUGACAACCUAUCAGAGGGUGAAUCCGAUGGACAGGAGGAAAGCACCUCCAUGGGUAAUCUGAUUGAUCUCGAAGACGAUGCCAAUGACCACGCGAAGAUGCCCACUGUGGCCAGCAAAGGAAGCACCGGAUCUGCAACCGAAGUCGUGCCUGAAGACCACCAUCAAUCAGCCGAUCUAGUAGACUUGGUUGACGACGAGAACUUGCAGGCAACUGAUAAAGCGGACAAUGAUCUGGGAGAAGGCAAUGAGAAGGUGGAUCUGGAAGGACAGCCAGGCUGUACGCAAGGACAAAAAGACGCUGACUGGAAGGAGAACGAUGAAUGUUAUGGAACCCCCGGGGCCGAAGUCUUCCACGAAAUGUUCUGCAAAGAGGAUAUUGGCCCGAAGCGGAAAGAAGUUUGCAUGUGUGGAAGGGUCGAGGGUAUCGCAGACGAUGAAGAGGACUGGCUCCGGUAUCCUGGCCAGAUGCCCUGGGGCAUGAGCUUGCCAGACAAGUUCUCCAAGGACAGCACAACCGACGACGACGAUGAAGAUGACAACGAAGACACAGACGACGAAGAUAACGACUCCGAGGGAGAUGAAGUCGAUGGUGGCGAAGGAGAAGACUUGGAAGACGACUCCGUUAAAGACGACUCGACAGUCCACAACCACAACCCACACACGAACCACGACGAUCACGGUCACGAUCACGAUCACGAUCACCCCCAAACCCCACCAAAGACCUCAACCAGCCCCAAUGGCUACAUCGACACCCCCUCCGAAACCAACUCCCACUCCGCAACCUACUACCACUUCCACGAGCCCAAAACCGAGCACCCAGCCGCCGCAGAGCAAUCCGACUCCGACUUCGUGACCGCGUACGAAGACCUCGCCAUUUCCACCGACUCCCUCACCAGGCCCACCACCAUCAUCGCAGCACCCCCACACGGCCUCAGCGCCUACCUCACGCCGCUGCUCCCCUACUUCGAGUCCAAGCUCAACCGAAGCGACGGCCAGUACACCCCGGACGACAUAGUCGUGGAAUGCCGCGGGAUCAUCCUGGAGACCUUCUGCGGGUGGAUGGAAGGCGUGCGGCGGACGUUCCGGGAUGCGGCGACGCGUGGGUGCAACGAGGGCCAUGAAUGCCGCCAUCUGGGGUACUGGGACAAAGCCUAUGGGCAGGCGGAGUGCAAGAUUUGCGGGCAGUGGGAGCCGAUCUUUACGCUCACCUGCCCCGGUUGCGGGCUGGAGGCGUGCGUGGCGUGCAAGUUUACGGCGCCCGCGGCUUAGAUCGUGAUCGUAGUCUGUUGUUGCCUGGGACGGGAUCUUAUGAUGGUGAACAGUUAAUGGGCUGAAAUAACGGGAGA
Aspergillus japonicus CBS 114.51 is the source of this 2486-nucleotide messenger RNA. Its product is annotated as DnaJ domain protein. Lineage: Eukaryota; Fungi; Ascomycota; Eurotiomycetes; Eurotiales; Aspergillaceae. The record is from RefSeq and is a predicted model, not a curated record. Gene Ontology annotation, biological process: spliceosomal complex disassembly. The transcript has 3 exons. Bases 1 to 2409 code for a protein of 802 amino acids. Gene Ontology annotation, cellular component: spliceosomal complex.